CUAUAGUAUUCGAUCAAGAAAACUAACCCCCAUCUUCUAAAGCAUCAAGCGACUUCCUUGUCUUGCUGUCCGAUCCUUCUCAACAACCUUCUUCCGUUCCGAUCCCUGCAUUAUUUUGUUUGUUAUAGUUUUUUCCUUGCACGCGGGACUGUCCAUUUCAUCCACGCUAGAAUAUCCGCUCAGCAUCUAUGUAGCCCAGCAAAUCUUCCGUCUCUACACUCCAUCUCCAUGCACUCUUUUUAUAUCGGAAUUGCCAAGAUCAUCGACAGCUGCUGUAUCGAUCCAUCACCAACACAGUGAUCGAUCCAAGAAGAAAACAACACAACCAAUGGCGGGCAAGAUCAAGACGGUGGUGGUGCUCGUGCAGGAGAACCGCUCCUUCGACCACAUGCUGGGGUGGAUGAAGAAGUCCAUCAACACCGACAUCGACGGCGUCACCGGCGACGAGACCAACCACGUCGACGCCUCCGACCCCUCCUCCCGCGCCGUCCGCUUCAGCGACCGCUCUCAGUACGUGGACCCCGACCCGGGCCACUCCAUCCAGGCCAUCUACGAGCAGGUCUACGGCGUCGCCUUCGCCGACGCCGCCGCCACCCCCAUCACCCCGCCCGGCGUGCCUGCGCCGCCCAUGAGCGGCUUCGUGCAGCAGGCGGAGAAGGAGAAGCCCGGCAUGGCGGACACCGUCAUGAGCGGCUUCCUCCCCGACGCCGUCCCCGUGUACCGCGAGCUGGUGCGCGAGUUCGCCGUGUGCGACCGGUGGUUCGCGUCCGUGCCGGCGUCGACGCAGCCCAACCGGCUGUUCGUGCACUCGGCUACCUCCCACGGCCUCGUCAGCAACGACACCAAGCAGCUCGUCUGGGGCCUGCCGCAGAGGACAAUCUUCGACAACCUCCAUGACCAGGGCUUCUCCUUCGGCAUCUACUACCAGUACCCGCCGUCGACGCUCUUCUACCGGAACCUGCGCCAGCUCAAGUACGCCGGCAACUUCCACCCGUUCGACCUCGACUUCCGGCGCCAUUGCCGGGAGGGCAAGCUGCCCAACUACGUCGUCGUCGAGCAGCGCUACUUCGACCUCAAGAUCCUCCCCGGCAACGACGACCACCCCUCCCACGACGUCGCCGAGGGCCAGCGCUUCGUCAAGGAGGUCUACGAGGCGCUGCGCUCCGGCCCCCAGUGGGGGGAGGCGCUCCUCGUCAUCACCUACGACGAGCACGGCGGCUUCUACGACCACGUCCCCACACCCGCAGCCGGCGUGCCCAGCCCCGACGGCAUCGCCAGCGCGCCGCCCUUCUGCUUCCAGUUCGACCGACUCGGCGUCCGCGUCCCGGCGCUCCUCGUCUCGCCGUGGAUCGAGCCGGGAACCGUGCUGCACGGGCCGCCGUCGGGGCCGUACCCGACCUCGGAGUUCGAGCACUCCUCCAUCCCGGCCACCGUCAAGAAGAUCUUCAACCUCGACGGCUUCCUCACCAGGCGCGACGCAUGGGCGGGAACCUUCGACUCCGUGCUCACCCGCGACACGCCGCGCACCGACUGUCCAGUCACCCUGCCUGAGCCGGUGAAGCUGCGGCGGGCGGCGGCGGUGGAGCAUGCGCCGCUGUCGGAGUUCCAGGAGGAGCUGGUCCAGCUCGCCGCGGUGCUCAACGGCGACCACACCAAGGACUCGUACCCGAACAAGCUCGCCGACAGCAUGACGGUGGCGGAGGCGGCCAGGUACUGCGUCGACGCCUUCAGGGCCUUCUUGGACGAGUGCGACCGCUGCAACAAGUGCGGCGAGGACGGGUCCCACAUCCCCACGGUGACGCCGUCGUCUUCGCCGGAGAAGAACAAGAGCAGCUUCGCGUCCAAGGUGCUGGCGUGCCUUGCGUGUGGCCAUUCCUCUUCCUAAGCGUCACUAUUACCUUGAUCAUCCUCACUACUUGUCGAUCUGAUCAGUGAACAAGAUUACUUGCUUGUUGAUAGGUUAGUGUCGCACAAGGGAAAGAGUAGCGUGCAGAGCCUGAUUUAUAGUGUUUUAUUGUUUGCCUGUGAAUUAUCCUUGCAGAGCCUGAUUGAUAGUGUAGAAUGGUGUCACAUAUGCAUUUGUAGUGUUGAUAUUGACCGAUCCUCCCAAUUGCAUAACAGAUUGACAGUAAAUACUACCUCCCUUUUUGUA
This is a messenger RNA of Setaria italica (foxtail millet), 2152 nucleotides long. RefSeq names its product non-specific phospholipase C4. Gene Ontology annotation, biological process: phospholipid catabolic process. The record is from RefSeq and is a predicted model, not a curated record. The coding region runs from base 329 to 1885 and encodes 518 amino acids. The transcript has a single exon. Gene Ontology annotation, molecular function: hydrolase activity, acting on ester bonds. NCBI's taxonomy places the organism in Eukaryota, Viridiplantae, Streptophyta, Magnoliopsida, Poales, Poaceae.